Messenger RNA from Mycena citricolor, 884 nucleotides. The record is from the annotation of a GenBank genome assembly. NCBI's taxonomy places the organism in Eukaryota, Fungi, Basidiomycota, Agaricomycetes, Agaricales, Mycenaceae.
CGAAGAUCAAGCCGGCUCACGAUACUAUUUAGAUGCAGACCCAUGGCCUCGCUGUGGUCUUUCAUCCUUUUGUCCCUCCAAGAUGUCCUCCUCACACUACGGCAUUCCCUACAUCCUCGAAGACACGACAGGGAACCUCAACGAGUCUGACUUCGUCGACAUCAACGGGCGCAUGCACCUCCGUGUCCAGUGCACAGCCAAGGACACCCAGCACACCUUUUACAUGAUCUACAACACCCAUCACAGCUCGACUCCUGGGAGUGCAGCAAUUCCAUUGCCCGUUGCUGGGCUGGAAUUUGGGCCGCAGCACGCGCUUGGGACGAUCAAUUUCGCUUCGCGGGGUAUGCCGAUGCGUAAGUACCUCGUCAGACCCGAGACCAAGGCCGCAUCACUUGGGAUCAGCAGCGGCGGACACCGCGUUCGACAAUUUCGCGCCUCGGACGGGCAGGUAUACCAGUGGGCUAGGAGGAUAAAGAUGAAUCAAGAAUGGACGUGCACAAACCUCAACGGUUAUAUCAUUGCCUCAUACAGCCUGAAGCCCCCAGGCGAGCCCACCUACCCGAACUCGUCCGGCUGUAUCCUCGAUAUCGCCGAACAAUUUGGCGGACUAGCCGUGGAAAUUCUCGCCUCGCUACUUAUCAUGCGACACAUCGUCGCGUACGAUCUGUCGUGAGCGGCUGAGCGGUGACCGCUGUCUCCUUGUCAAACUCCGUUUUGUUUCAUUCUCUGUCAUUCCGCCGCAAGGCGCUCAUGUUAUUUCCUGUGCUCUGUCAUCCAUACGUCCGCUAUACGAACAGUCUGUCAUCAUUGUAGAUACCUAGUGUUGAAUGUACAUCCUCACCUGUUACAGUGUGAAACGAGGUUUCACGCCGCCACAGAGCCAC